AUGUCCCCAACUCAAGAUGAUUAUGCUCUAAACUCAGUGCAAAGGAACUCAACAGCACCCUUAUUGGGCCAUAGACAAACACAUUCAUAUGUCAACAUCACCCCCCCAGUUCAUGAUCUUUUGCAUUCAGGUGAUCACAAUAUGCAACACACACAUUCACCUGCCCACACUUCUGGUCUUGGGAAGCAAAGUGCCUUGCCACCACCCAUAUUUGGCCAGAGACAAAGACAUUCAUCUGUCAACAUGACACCCCCGGUUCACAAUUGUUCACAUUUAAGUGAUCACAUUGUGCACAACACGCCAUCUCCUCCCCACACAUCUGGUCAAGGGAGGCAAAGAUCCCAUCAUUCAAGAUCAACUUCUCUGCAGUUGCAAUCUUAUUCCCAGGAGGCAUCCCCUUCAGCCUACAGGUAUUCCCCUGUGUCAAGGGGAACUCAUGUUAGAUCUACAUCUAUUGGAAUGCAAACACCUUCACCUGCUCAUUCAUAUGGUCAUUUGCAAAGAUCCUCAUCAGGCAGCCGCUCUGGUCAAUGGCCAUUGUCCACUCGGUCCAACUUCAAUGUGUUAGGUUCAGGUGGUAAUUGUUCAAGAUCAUCCUCUGUUGCAAUGCGUUCACCUGGUCACUCAUCAACCCAGAGUGAAUCCUCUGGGACAGAUCAAUCAUCUGAUGAGAAUAUUGAAAACCUUCUGGAGGAAAUGGAUACUUAUGACUGGGGUAAUGAAGAUGACUGGGAAGAUGUGGUCUAUCAGGGACCAUCAACUACUAAUCACCCCUCUGAGAAAGUUUCAGAAAGUGCAUCAGUACCCAAAAAUGGUUGGUACCCAUUUGGAAAAUUGGAGAACACAAUUGCUAUUAUGAUUUACGGUUCAGCACGCAACAUGAUUAGUCGAAGGCAAUAUGAUGCAAUUCGCAGUGCAGUCAGUCUGGCUGGCCUCAGGUUGCCAACUUACAAAACGUUGAAAAAUAUCUUGAAGCGAGCAAAAAUAGCUCUUGGUUUGAAGUUGGAAACUACCAUAAGUCCCUUGAAUAAUCCCUGUCAUUCUUUACCCAUCAAGGAUCUUUUGAGAUUGGAUUUGGCAAAGCCACAUGUGGCUUGCAAAUUGUCCUUUUACCCUGCAGUCUCCAAGUAUGGUUUGGUCAAAGAGUUCAUUCAUUGUGAAAAAUGGCUGAAUGGUUUUCCUUCUUGGAUGUGGGCACCAAUGGUUUCGACUGAUGUUGGCCACUUUUAUCUGUAUGAGCCGGUGCAGCUAUGCAAUGGAAGAGUGGUGGUACCAACACAUUUCUAUUAUUUGGGAAAUGAUUUGGUGGCAAAGUGCCUUGAAUUGCAUCUGGUAAAUUAUGAAAACCCCAGGCAAUCACGAAUGGAGAUUUUAAAAGAGGACAAAGUCACCAGGGAUGAAUCAUUGGUUUUCAAAGUUAAGGACUUUCACAAGACUUUUGAUAACAUACUGUUGCCGAAUGGAGGUUGGUUAAAAGAUCAUUAUGGUAAUGCUCUAUAUCAGGAGAUGAAACUAAUAUGGUAUUGUAUUCUCAGAAUGUUCAGACCAUGA
Messenger RNA from Melampsora larici-populina 98AG31, 1551 nucleotides. RefSeq lists its product as uncharacterized. The coding region runs from base 1 to 1551 and encodes 516 amino acids. The record is from RefSeq and is a predicted model, not a curated record. The transcript has 4 exons. Lineage: Eukaryota; Fungi; Basidiomycota; Pucciniomycetes; Pucciniales; Melampsoraceae.